This is a messenger RNA of Tetrapisispora phaffii CBS 4417, 4782 nucleotides long. RefSeq names its product aminophospholipid-translocating P4-type ATPase DNF1 (gene DNF1). Bases 1 to 4782 code for a protein of 1593 amino acids. Gene Ontology annotation, biological process: phospholipid translocation. The transcript has a single exon. The record is from RefSeq and is a predicted model, not a curated record. Gene Ontology annotation, cellular component: plasma membrane. Lineage: Eukaryota; Fungi; Ascomycota; Saccharomycetes; Saccharomycetales; Saccharomycetaceae. Gene Ontology annotation, molecular function: ATPase-coupled intramembrane lipid carrier activity; magnesium ion binding; ATP binding.
AUGCCCUCAGGAAAUCCCUUUGAAGAUCAAAUAGACAAUAAUAAUAAUCCGUUUGAGACCAAUAUGGAGAAUAGCAAUGGGAGUGAAUCUCACAAUGAUACAAAUCCCAAAGUACAAUUUUUGAAUACUGAUGAAUUUAAAGAUGUGGCAUUUGAUAAUGAUAACGAAAAUAGUUUGAGUUAUGAUGACCAAAACGAUGCCCAUUCAUUCGAAGCUACUCCUCAUUUGAAUAAAAAGGACAACAAAGGCGCUUUCGAACCAUUCGAAGAUGAGUUAGAAACUCAUACCAGUUUGAAAAAUGAUCUUGAAGAUGAAGCUGAAGACAAUGAAUUAAAUCAUAAUGGUAAUAGAAUGAAAAGAUUACGUUGGGGUACUCAUAGAAAUAAAAAAGGUAGACCUAACGUAGGAAGAGCAAAGACUUUGAAAUGGGCAAAGAAAAAUUUUCAAAAUCCUUUUGAAGAAUUUAUAGGUAUGGAAGAUUCGUUAGACGAUGCAGCAGAGAAAAAUCGAGCAGAUGAACAUAGAACAGUUUAUUUUAACAUGGAUAUGCCAGCUGACACAUUAGAUGAGGAUGGUCAUCCAAUUGUCGAUUAUGUUCGUAACAAGAUCAGAACUACGAAAUAUACACCGAUUACUUUCUUCCCUAAGAAUAUUUUAUUUCAAUUUCAAAAUUUUGCAAAUGUUUAUUUCUUAGUUCUAAUUAUUCUUGGUGCAUUUCAAAUUUUUGGUGUUACAAAUCCAGGGUUUGCUUCUGUUCCAUUGAUCGUCAUUGUUUGUAUUACUGCAUUUAAGGAUGCUAUUGAAGAUUCUAGAAGAACUGUUUUAGAUUUAGAAGUUAACAAUACGAGGACCUACAUUUUAUCGGGUGUACCAAAUAAUAAUGUUUCUGUUGAUAAUAUCUCUCUUUGGAGAAAGUUUAAGAAAGCCAAUUCUAGACUAUUAUUUAAAUUUAUUGAUUACUGUAAAGAAAGCUUUACUGAAGAAGGUAAAAAGAAAAAAGCUCAAAGACAACGUAAUAAGUUACAUGUACAGAGAACGAGAGAAGCUUCUGGCAACCCAAGGAACUCAUUGGAUUCAAUGGAAAGUUAUAGGGGUUCUGCGGAAUACGGUCGCCCUUCAUUAGACUAUGACGUAGAUGAACCUUACGAUAUGUAUGCUAAUAAUGGUACCGUUAUCGAUAAGUCGCUACCCCCAAGAGAAGAUUGCAAGUUUUCUAAGGACUAUUGGAAGAAUGUAAACGUUGGUGAUAUUGUACGUAUUCAUAAUGAUGAUGAAAUUCCUGCUGAUAUUAUUUUACUAUCUACUUCUGAUCAUGAUGGUGGUUGUUACGUUGAAACCAAAAAUUUAGAUGGUGAAACUAACUUAAAAGUACGUAACGCAUUAAAAUGUUCCAUUCCUGUCAGAAGCUCCCGUGAUAUUGGUAGGUCUAAAUUUUGGAUUGAAAGUGAAGGUCCUCAUGCUAAUCUUUAUACCUAUCAAGGUAAUUUGAAAUAUGUCGAUCCAGCUACCGGAGAUAUGAGCAAUGAACCAAUUAAUAUUAAUAAUUUAUUACUUCGUGGUUGUACACUUAGAAACACAAAAUGGGCGAUGGGUAUUGUUAUCUUCACUGGUAAUGAUACAAAAAUUAUGUUAAAUGCUGGUGUGACGCCUACCAAAAAAUCUAGAAUUGCGAGAGAAUUAAACUUUUCUGUUGUUAUCAAUUUCUUAUUACUAUUCGUUUUAUGUUUUGUCUCUGGUAUUAUUAAUGGUGUUUAUUAUAAUAAAUCAGGGACCUCAAGGAACUAUUUUGAAUAUGGUACAAUCGGUGGUUCCCCUGCUACUAAUGGUUUUGUUUCAUUUUGGGUUGCCGUUAUUUUAUACCAAUCCCUUGUUCCAAUUUCGUUGUAUAUUUCUGUUGAAAUUAUAAAGACUGCCCAAGCUGCUUUUAUAUAUGGUGAUGUUUUACUGUAUAAUGCAAAAUUGGAUUAUCCUUGUACUCCAAAAUCUUGGAAUAUCUCUGAUGAUCUUGGGCAGGUUGAAUACAUAUUUUCUGAUAAAACAGGUACUUUAACCCAAAAUGUAAUGGAAUUCAAAAAAUGUACAAUCAAUGGUGUCUCAUAUGGCCGUGCAUACACUGAAGCAUUGGCUGGUCUAAGAAAACGUCAAGGUAUCAACGUCGAAGAAGAAGGUAGAAGAGAAAAAGCAGAAAUUGCUAAAGAUAAAGACACCAUGAUUGCUGAUUUAAAAUCAAUUUCUAAUAAUUCUCAGUUUUAUCCUGAUGAAAUGACAUUUGUUUCUAAAGAAUUUGUAAAGGAUUUAAAGGGUGAAAAUGGUGAUUAUCAAAAAAAAUGUGAUGAACAUUUUAUGUUGGCUUUAUCUUUAUGUCAUUCUGUGUUAGUGGAACCUCAUAAAAAUGAUCCUGAUAGGUUAGAUUUGAAAGCACAAUCACCGGAUGAAGCUGCUUUAGUUGGUACUGCAAGAGAUUUAGGUUUUAGUUUUGUUGGUAAGACUAAGACAGGUUUAAUUGUUGAAAUUCAAGGUGUUCAGAAGGAAUUCCAAGUGUUGAAUAUAUUGGAAUUCAAUUCAUCUAGAAAGAGAAUGAGUUGUAUUAUUAAAAUUCCUGGUCCAACUCCAGAGUCUGAACCAAGCGCUUUAUUAAUUUGUAAAGGUGCUGAUUCCAUUAUUUAUUCCAGAUUAAGCAAAGAUAACAACCAAAAUGAUGAAACAUUAUUAGAAAAGACCGCAUUACAUCUUGAGCAAUAUGCAACAGAAGGUCUGAGAACCCUAUGUAUAGCUCAAAGAGAAAUUUCCUGGUCCGAAUAUGAAAAAUGGAGUAAACAAUAUGAUGUAGCUGCUUCCUCAUUAAACAACAGGGAAGAAGAACUAGAAAGAAUUUCUGAUCAAAUUGAACGUGAUUUAGUUUUAUUGGGAGGUACUGCAAUUGAAGAUCGUUUACAAGAUGGUGUGCCCGAUUCUAUUGCUUUAUUAGCUGAUGCAGGUAUCAAAUUGUGGGUAUUAACCGGUGAUAAAGUUGAAACUGCCAUUAAUAUUGGUUUUUCAUGUAAUUUACUAAAUAAUGAUAUGGAAUUACUGGUUAUCAAAUCUCAAGGUGAAGAUGUAUCAAAAUAUGGUGAAGAUCCUUUUGAAAUAGUAAAUAGUUUACUUUCCAAGUACUUGAGAGAGCAUUUCAACAUGAGCGGUAAUGAAUUGGAAUUGGCAGAAGCUAAACUGCAACAUGAUGUGCCUCAUGGAAACUUUGGUGUUGUCAUUGAUGGUGAUGCUUUAAAGUUGGCUUUAAGCGGUGAAGAUAUCAGACGUAAGUUUUUAUUAUUAUGUAAAAACUGUAAAGCGGUCUUAUGUUGUAGAGUUUCUCCUUCCCAAAAAGCUGCUGUUACAAAAUUAGUCAAAAAUACUUUGGAUGUCAUGACCCUAGCAAUUGGUGAUGGUUCCAACGAUGUAGCAAUGAUCCAAUCUGCUGAUGUCGGUGUUGGUAUUGCAGGUGAAGAAGGUCGUCAAGCUGUAAUGUGUUCCGAUUAUGCUAUUGGUCAAUUUAGAUAUUUAACUAGAUUGGUUCUGGUUCAUGGUAGAUGGUCAUACAAAAGAUUAGCAGAGAUGAUUCCAUCAUUCUUUUACAAGAAUGUUAUUUUUACUCUAGCUUUAUUCUUCUAUGGUAUUUACAAUAACUUUGAUGGUUCUUAUCUGUUUGAAUAUACAUAUCUUUCCUUCUAUAACUUGGCAUUUACUUCGCUGCCUGUUAUUUUCAUGGGUAUUUUAGAUCAAGAUGUCAAUGAUACCAUCUCUUUAUUGGUUCCAGAAUUAUACAAAGUAGGUAUUUUAAGAUUAGAAUGGAACCAAAGGAAAUUUAUUUGGUAUAUGGUAGAUGGUCUAUAUCAGUCUAUUAUUUGUUUCUUUUUCCCAUAUUUAAUCUAUCAUAAGACAAUGUAUGUUUCUAAUAAUGGUUUAGGUUUAGAGCAUCGUUAUUAUGUCGGUACCAUGGUCGCAACCAUUGCUGUUAUUGCAUGUAAUCUGUACAUUUUGAUUCAUCAAUAUAGAUGGGAUUGGUUUACAGGGUUCUUUAUUGGUCUAUCUAUAAUCGUAUUAUACGGCUGGACUGGUAUCUGGACUAGUUCUUUAAUCAGUAAUGAAUAUUUCAAGGCUGCAUCUCGUAUUUAUGGUGUACCAGUAUUUUGGGGUAUUACCUUUAUUGGUGUUAUGUUUUGUUUAUUACCGAGGUUUACAUAUGAUGUAUUUCUGAAAUUAUUUUACCCAUCAGAUGUUGACAUUAUUAGAGAGAUGUGGGCACGUGGUGAUUUCAACCAAUAUCCACAAGGAUAUGACCCAACUGAUCCAAACAGACCAAAUAUAACUAAGAAUAGUUUAGUUUCAAAUGAGAAAAAAAUUCAAUUGAAUGUUGCUGACGACGAAGAUCCAUUCAGUGAUUCUGCAAUGUAUUUUGGUGGUAAUAAUUCUAAUCGCAGUUUAGCGACCGAAGAGAUUCCAAUGAGUUUUAUUGACAGACCUGAUGGGACACCCAUGUUAAUUAGAAAAGAUCAACCAAACAAUUGGACUUCUCCUAAAGAAAAUCAAGACCUGUUAUUUUCACCUAAUAUAAAUUCUGAUGAAGAAAGAGUCCCACGUAGAAGUAUGGGGGCCAGAACAUCUUUGGAUCAAACUAGAGAGCAGAUGCUAACUUCAAACCAAUUGGAUACUAGAUUUUCUGUUGAUAGAGCCAGAGUUUCCCUUGAGCUGCCUGGUGUCACUCAUGCAGAGGAUUUAAUGAAAAGACAAAGUAGAGAGACAUAA